AUGGAUCGGCUCAAGACCAAGCGUAAAGUCCGACGCAGUCAGAAUACGAAGAUAAUCAACGAGAUAACGACCAUGCUCCAGUCCGUCGCCGUUGAUGCCUCUUCUCUCGAGAACCUGAGAGACAGACUGGUAACCAGCAACGAGGAACUCCGUAAAGUCAACGAGGAGAUCGAACCACACAUCAGCGAUAGUGACCUGGAGACAGACUACAUCACUGUCGCAGAAUAUGAAGACGAAGUGGCUAGGACCCUCAGCGAACUGCGCAACAAGAUCGCGCGGUUGCAGGCAACGCCAACCAUAUCCGCUACGGGAGCCGACGGCGACAGGGGCCACCCAUCCCAAGCUACGGGAGUGAAGCUCCCCAAACUGCAACUUCUACACUAUCAAGGGGAGCUCACGCAGUGGCAACCCUUCUGGGAGCAGUUCGACGCCUCAAUACAUCGGAACACCCAGCUCUCUGAUGGAGAAAAAUUCCAGUACCUGCGGUCGCUUCUGAAUGGGCCUGCCGCCAGUGCCGUUUCCGGGCUGCAGGCUACGGCAGCGUGCUACAGAGAUGCAAUAGAGAUACUUACUGAACGCUUUGGCGACAAGCAAAACAUUCAGCGGGAAUAUCUGGAACGGCUUCGAAACCUUCCAAUGGUAAAGUCAGUGCGUGAUGUCCAAGGACUGCGCAAUGUGUACGAUCACGUCCAGACAAACAUUCGCGGUUUGCGCUCCUUGGAUGUUUCAAGCGCGACGUACGCCACAAUGAUGGUGGACAUACUCCUGUCCAGUCUUCCAACGGACAUCGUUGUGGAUUACCAUCGACACAAAAGCUACGGAAUACCGCUUGUAGUUUCCGCAGGCAGAGAGGAGGGGGCUAGCACGUCUACGAUGGAGCAGUCAACGUCGCUGCAUCGACAACGGAUGCCGGUGAGGAGCUGGCUAAACUUUUGCGGUUUCUUCGCGUGGAAAUCGAGAGCAGAGAACGAUCAGCACCGCUCGAGAAAAGACCAGCGAGUGUGCCGAGGAUAG
Ixodes scapularis (black-legged tick) is the source of this 1014-nucleotide messenger RNA. RefSeq lists its product as uncharacterized. The coding region runs from base 1 to 1014 and encodes 337 amino acids. The transcript has a single exon. NCBI's taxonomy places the organism in Eukaryota, Metazoa, Arthropoda, Arachnida, Ixodida, Ixodidae. The record is from RefSeq and is a predicted model, not a curated record.